Lepidothrix coronata (blue-crowned manakin) is the source of this 903-nucleotide messenger RNA. RefSeq lists its product as uncharacterized. The transcript has 7 exons. The coding region runs from base 1 to 903 and encodes 300 amino acids. The record is from RefSeq and is a predicted model, not a curated record. Gene Ontology annotation, cellular component: cytoplasm. NCBI's taxonomy places the organism in Eukaryota, Metazoa, Chordata, Aves, Passeriformes, Pipridae.
AUGAAGGCCCUGCUCUGCUGCCUGCACUGUGAGGAUGUGGUGCAUUCAGUGGACCACAAUCGUGGCUGGGCGAGGCUCCUCAACGCUCGCAGCCGCCGCUACGCAGUGGCUGUGCUGGCCAGGGAGAUGCGCCGUGUCUCCAGCCCCUUGUGUUCCCGCAUCACACUCCACCUGCUGGAGCUGCUGAGCAGGGAGGAGCCGUGCUGGGACCUCCCUGCCAUGGCAUUCCUUGUGGAGGUCCUGGACUGCCUGGACACCAGAGAAUGCGGUGACAGAGUCCUGGAGAUCCUCUCAAGGAACCUGGGGAGCACAGACAAAAAGUGGCGUCAGCUGGGGCUCAGAGUCCUCAUAGCGCUCAGCCAGGAUCCCGUGAUGGCCAAGCGCAUCUGGAGCCUGUUGGAUAUCCUGGUGCAGCUCCUGGGGGAUGAGGACAGAGAUACAGUUUGGAUGACCCUCUCUGUGCUCGACAAUGUGCUCUGGAGCAGUGUCUGGACACAGCUGCAGAAGAGGGUCCGCAGCAAAGACCCUCUAAUAUCCACCCCCACCGGCCUGCAGUUGGCUGAGGCGCUCCGGCCACUCUUUGACCACGAGGACAGCAGUGUGCGGGAGGGCUCCAUGGUCAUCUUCACACGUGUGAUGACACUGAUAGUGAGAGCGGGAAAAAGACCCCUGAAGCCACACGUGUGCCUGAGCCUGCUCCCGCUCUACUUCCACCGGCACGAUGAGAACCCGGUCGUGAAAAAGGCCUCUCGGAAAGCACUGCUGGAUGUGACCAGGUUCCUGAAGAGGAGGGAUCUUGGGCGCCUGGUCAACACAGAGGAGCCAUGGAGUUUUGGCGAGUGCCUGCUGAAACCGGAAAUACUCUGCAGAGAUAGCAGAAAGUCAAUAGGAUACUGCAGCUGA